AUGGGGGAAAUGAGGGAGAUGAAGGAAAUGGGGAAUGAAGGAAAUGAGGAAAUGAGGGAUGAGGGAAAUGGCAGGAGCCUGGAGCCCUGCGUCGCCUCCUGCGGAGAUUCCAGAGCCGUGGUGUUCCCUCCUCCCGUGGUCCUCACCUUCCCGGGCCCCACCCUCAGCACCUGCUCCCAGGAGAGCGUGGUGGGAGCUUCCCACCCCGCGGUGUUCGGGGCUCCCAUCCCAAGCGUCUCCGAUGAGUCCUUCGGGCCUGGGGGCACGGCCAGGGCAGGGGGCUCCUUCGGAUCCGGGGGCUCCUUCGGAUCCGGGGGCUCCUGGGGGACGGGGGGUCCCUUCGGAUGCGGGGGCUCCUUUGGCUCCGCAGCGCAGAAUUCCCGCGGGUCCUGGGGGUACGGAGGCGCGCUGGAGGCCAGGGGCUCCUUGGGAUCCGGGGGCGCCUUUGGCUACGGAGGCUCCCCGGGAAUGGGGGGCUCCUGCUACGGCCGGAGGUCCCGCGUCGUUCGCCGCCCGUCCUGCCUGGGGAGCUCAUCCUAA
This is a messenger RNA of Hirundo rustica (Barn swallow), 540 nucleotides long. RefSeq names its product scale keratin-like. NCBI's taxonomy places the organism in Eukaryota, Metazoa, Chordata, Aves, Passeriformes, Hirundinidae. The record is from RefSeq and is a predicted model, not a curated record. Gene Ontology annotation, cellular component: intermediate filament. Gene Ontology annotation, molecular function: structural constituent of cytoskeleton. The transcript has 2 exons. The coding region runs from base 1 to 540 and encodes 179 amino acids.